AUGACCACUAACUCUUUCAAUCCAAUCAAUACAACUGCUGCACCUAAUGGAAAUGGCUCCGAGAAUAGUGACAGUAAUGGUGGGCUUAACAUCAUGUCUCUCAUAAUUUAUUCCCUGGCUUUUGUCCUCGGUGUGCUCGGGAAUGGAGUGGUCAUCUGGGUGACCGGGUUCAAGAUGAAGAAAACUGUUAACACAGUUUGGUACCUCAACCUUGCUGUGGCUGACUUCAUCUUCACUGCGUUUUUGCCCCUGAGUGUGACUUACACAGCUUUGGAUUUCCACUGGCCUUUUGGCAACUUCAUGUGCAAGCUGAACACCACCAUAAGCUUUCUGAACAUGUUUGCCAGUGUCUACAUUCUGGUGGUGAUCAGUGUGGACAGAUGUGUGUCUGUGGUGUGGCCCGUCUGGGCUCAGAACCACCGAAAUGUACGCAGAGCAUCCUAUGUGAGUCUGUGUGUUUGGGUGGUGGCUUUGAUUCUCAGUGCUCCAUACUUCAUCUUCAGGGACACUGAACAAGGCUCUAACAACAUGAUUUGCUUCAACAACUAUGCUCUUUCUGAUGACUAUGAAACACCAUCGGUGAAAAAGUUAAGGGAAUUUCGUCAUCAGGCCAUGACUAUCACACGCGUCCUCCUAGGAUUUGCUGUGCCCUUCACUUUCAUUGUCUUGUGUUAUGCUGUUAUAAUCCAUCGUCUCAGAAGAAACCGCACACUGGCCAAUCAGUCAAGUCGCCCCUUUAAGAUCAUCGCUGCCAUUAUCAUCACUUUCUUUCUAUGCUGGGCUCCCUUUCACAUCAUGGGUCUAAUUGAGAUGGCAUAUCACAUGCCAGAAUAUUCAAGUGAGAUAUUAGAUGAUAUCGUCACAAUUGGGUUACCAAUAGCCACCAGUCUGGCCUUUCUCAACAGCUGCUUGAAUCCACCGCUGUAUGUGUUCAUGGGCCAAGAUUUUAAAGAUAAAGUCCGCAAAUCCAUCCUGAUUGUGCUGGAGAGUGCCUUCCAGGAAGAGGAGACACGCAAUUACACUUACACAAAGUCAGUGGACACCAGUCAGAACCAAGAGAGUUCAGAUUUGAAUACUGAGGUAUAA
Molecule: messenger RNA, 1086 nt
Organism: Neolamprologus brichardi
Lineage: Eukaryota; Metazoa; Chordata; Actinopteri; Cichliformes; Cichlidae
Product: chemerin-like receptor 1
Biological process (GO): inflammatory response; positive regulation of cytosolic calcium ion concentration; complement receptor mediated signaling pathway
Cellular component (GO): plasma membrane
Molecular function (GO): complement receptor activity; G protein-coupled receptor activity
Source: RefSeq, a predicted model, not a curated record